ACCCCAACCCUAAACCCACCCCCACCCCCGUCUCCCCCGCUGUCCCCCCCUCCCAUCCCCCCGGAUCCGGGUCCCACCGCGAUUCCCCGUUUCCCAGGGGAGUUCAUCAAGACGUGGCGCCCGCGGUACUUCCUGCUCAAGAGCGACGGCUCCUUCCUGGGCUUCAAGGAGCGGCCGGAGCCGCCGGACCCGGCCCUGACCCCCCUCAACAACUUCUCCGUGGCCGAGUGCCAGCUGAUGCGGGCGGAGCGGCCGCGCCCCAACACCUUCGUCAUCCGGUGCCUGCAGUGGACGACGGUCAUCGAGAGGACCUUCCACGUGGACUCCCCCGAGGAGCGGGAGGAAUGGAUCCGGGCCAUCCAGACCGUGGCCAACAGCCUCAAGGCCCGGGAGCCGCCACCACCUCCAGAGGAUCCCAUGGAAUUCCAGGGCGGAUCCCCGGGAUCCGAUGACCCCGCCGGCAAACCCCGCCCCAAGGCCACCAUGAAUGACUUCGAUUACCUGAAGCUGCUGGGCAAGGGCACCUUUGGGAAGGUGAUCCUGGUGCGGGAGAAGGCCUCGGGCCGCCACUACGCCAUGAAGAUCCUGCGCAAGGACGUCGUCAUCGCCAAGGACGAGGUGGCCCACACGGUGACCGAGAGCCGGGUCCUGCAGAACUCGCGACACCCCUUCCUGACCGCCCUGAAAUACGCCUUCCAGACCCACGACCGGCUCUGCUUCGUCAUGGAAUACGCCAACGGAGGAGAGCUGUUUUUCCACCUGUCCCGGGAGCGGGUGUUCUCCGAGGACCGCGCCCGCUUCUACGGCGCCGAGAUCGUGUCGGCCCUGGAAUAUUUGCACUCCCGGGACGUCGUCUACCGGGACAUCAAGGUGACCCCCCGCCCCUGCCCGGGAUUUGGGGGUCAUUCCCUCAAUUCUGGGGAUCAUUCCCUGGAUUUUGGGGAUCACUCCCUUGAUUUGUUCCCUGGAUUUUGGGGGUCAUUCCCUGGAUUUUGGGGGUCAUUCCCUUGA
Messenger RNA from Pipra filicauda (Wire-tailed manakin), 1011 nucleotides. Its product is annotated as RAC-beta serine/threonine-protein kinase-like. The coding region runs from base 238 to 1011 and encodes 257 amino acids. NCBI's taxonomy places the organism in Eukaryota, Metazoa, Chordata, Aves, Passeriformes, Pipridae. Gene Ontology annotation, biological process: protein phosphorylation. The record is from RefSeq and is a predicted model, not a curated record. The transcript has 7 exons. Gene Ontology annotation, molecular function: protein kinase activity; ATP binding.